Messenger RNA from Vigna radiata var. radiata (mung bean), 2219 nucleotides. Its product is annotated as probable pectinesterase/pectinesterase inhibitor 61. The record is from RefSeq and is a predicted model, not a curated record. NCBI's taxonomy places the organism in Eukaryota, Viridiplantae, Streptophyta, Magnoliopsida, Fabales, Fabaceae. The coding region runs from base 240 to 2078 and encodes 612 amino acids. Gene Ontology annotation, biological process: cell wall modification. The transcript has 4 exons. Gene Ontology annotation, molecular function: pectinesterase inhibitor activity; pectinesterase activity.
GGUAGGGAAAAAGGCAAAGAAAGCUCUCUAUCUCUCUACUAUCCAUUCACAUCCAGUGGAUAACGCUGGAAGUAGCAGCCAGCUAAUUCCUAAGACGUAGACUUCACACCAACCUUCCAAUUUUUACAGUAACAGUGCAACACUCACUCAAUCUUUACAGCACCGCCUUUUAUAAAGGGUGCAUCCUCCCACUUCAACCAAAAACCACUAACUGCUUCAUUCAUACUUUCCCACACCCAAUGGAAUAUGGCAGAUUGGGGCCCGCUGACCCAGGUGGCUCCUCCCGCCGCUCCACCACUCCUCUUACCAAACUACCCAUCUCUUCAUCUUCCGCAACCAGCAAAAGAAAACUCAUCAUUGUCUCAAUUCUCGCAGCCGUCUUAAUCGUCGCCGCUGCCAUCUCCGCCGUCCUCGUCACCGUGGUCCGCUCCCGCACCUCCAGUAACCAGAACGGGUCCAACCUAUCCCGCAAGCCUACUCAGGCAAUAUCCCGAACCUGCAGCAAGACACGUUUCCCCGCCUUAUGCAUCAACUCCCUCAUCGACUUCCCCGGCUCCACCACUGCCUCGGAGCAAGACCUCGUCCACAUCUCAUUCAACAUGACCCUCCGCCACGUCAGCAGGGCGUUUUUCGCCUCGUCCGGCCUCUCCUUCGCUGCCACCGAACCCAAAGUUCGGGCGGCGUACGAGGAUUGCCUCGAGCUAUUGGAGGAGUCAAUGGAAGCUCUUUCCCGAUCCCUCGACUCCAUCCUCUCCCCUUCCGCUAUAUCCGACAGCGGCGGGUUGAGACCUGGCUCUGAUGGAUCUACCGAUGAUGUGAUAACGUGGCUCAGCGCCGCUCUCACUAAUCAUGACACGUGUGCGGAGGGGUUCGAGGACUCGAGCGGGAGCGUUAAGGACCAGAUGGUUAAUAACUUGAAGGACUUGUCUGAACUCGUGAGCAACUGUCUCGCUAUAUUCUCUGCGAGUGGAAGUGGCGAUUUCUCGGGGGUGCCUAUUCAGAAUAAGAGACGAUUGAUGGAAGAAGAUGAUGAAGCUAAUGUUUCCGAUGAUAUCUUGGCGAAAUUUCCGAGAUGGUUGAAUAAACGUGAUAGAAGAUUAUUGAGUUUGCCAACGUCAGCAAUUCAGGCAGAUAUAGUGGUUUCUAAGAACGGUGACGGAACAGUGAAGACAAUUGCGGAGGCCAUUAAGAAAGUGCCAGAACACGGCAGUCGCCGGUUCAUCAUUUACGUGAGGGCAGGAAGGUAUGAGGAGAAUAAUUUAAAGGUGGGCAGAAAGAAAACGAAUGUGAUGUUCAUAGGGGAUGGGAAGGGCAAAACUGUCAUUACAGGAAAAAAGAAUGUGAUAGAUGGCAUGACCACAUUCCACACUGCAUCCUUUGCUGCUAGUGGUGCUGGAUUCAUGGCACGAGAUAUCACGUUCGAGAACUAUGCUGGACCGGUGAAGCACCAAGCGGUGGCGCUCCGCGUUGGAGCCGAUCACGCGGUGGUGUACCGGUGCAACAUCAUGGGGUACCAAGACUCACUCUACGUCCACUCUAAUCGACAAUUUUUUCGUGAAUGUGACAUUUACGGUACUGUAGACUUCAUAUUCGGCAAUGCUGCGGUCGUCUUCCAAAAAUGUAAUAUUUAUGCCCGUAAGCCCAUGGCCCAACAGAAGAACACCAUCACAGCCCAGAAUAGGAAAGACCCAAAUCAGAAUACGGGCAUAUCUAUGCACAAUUGUCGGAUCCAACCUGCUUCGGAUCUUGUACCGGUUAAGGGCAGCUUUCCCACCUAUUUGGGCCGUCCAUGGAAGCAGUUCUCCAGAACAGUGUUCAUGUUAUCCUACAUGGGUGACCACAUACAUCCUAGUGGAUGGUUGGAAUGGAAUGGAGACUUCGCUUUGGACACAUUGUAUUAUGGUGAGUACAUGAAUUAUGGUCCGGGUGCAGCUGUGGGACAACGGGUCAAAUGGCCUGGUUACCGGGUCAUUACUUCUUCUGUGGAGGCAAAUAGGUUCACGGUGGCCCAGUUUAUAUCCGGGUCAGCCUGGUUACCAUCCACUGGGGUGGCUUUUGCGGCCGGGUUAUCCGCAUGAAUUACACAGCAACGUAUAUACAGAUGAAAAUUCCAACGAAGCCUCUAACACGUUUUCAAUUCUUACGAACUAGAAAUAACAUUUCAACCACGCCUAUAUGCAAUUUAAGAAAUGGAAAAUGGAUCAUUUUUUUUUUACCAA